CAUUGAUAUAAACCGCAUUAAAAUCCGUUGUGUGUCCCAACAUACAGACAGCUGGAAGCGAUAGAAGAACUAAAUAGACUACAGUAAAUUAUUAUUAUUUAUACUACAGUCUGUAUCUGAUUGCAGGUGGUGGACCGUAACACGCCGUGGGAGGGCGGUCUGGUGGCGGUGAACUCGUUCGGGUUCGGCGGCGCCAACGCGCACGUGAUCCUGGAGGUGGAGCGCGGGGCGGGCGCGCGCGCGCUGGAGGCGACGUACGCGGUGCCGCGCCUCGUGCUGGCGUCCGGCCGCAGCGACGCCGCCGUGCGCGCGCUGCUGCAGCUCGCCGCCAACCAUCCGCGCGACGCCGGCCUGCACGCGCUGCUCGACGCCGUGCAUGCGCGCAACCAGCCCGGACACGCCCACCGCGGAUACGCGCUGUUGGCGGACUACCAGGAGGAGGUCGAGGAUUUCGAGGGCGGCGAGCCGCGCCCGGUGUGGUUCGUGUUCUCGGGCAUGGGCUCGCAGUGGGCGGGAAUGGCGCGGACGCUGAUGCACCUGCCCGUGUUCGCGCAGAGCAUCGAACGUUCUGCCACUUUGCUGAAGGAGAAUGUUGAUUUAACUUAUCUGCUCACAGAAGCCCCAGAAACUGCAUUUGAUAAUGUCAUCAACUCCGCAGUUUGUAUCACCUCAGUACAGAUAGCACUCGUAGAUGUGUUGCGCUCAGUCGGUAUACGGCCAGAUGGCGUAAUCGGACACUCCCUUGGCGAGUUAGGCUGCGCGUACGCGGAUGAGACGCUAACAGCAGAGCAGACGAUACUGAUAUCGUACUGCCGUGUACAGAGCAUAGUGGAUACGAAGCUGCCGCCGGGCGCCAUGGCGGCGGUGGGGCUCAGCUGGGAGGAGUGCCUCGCCCGCUGCCCGCCAGACGUCUACCCGGCGUGCCAUAACGGCGUGGACAGUGUCACGAUAUCGGGGCCUGUAGAGUCCGUGAAGGAGUUUGUGUCGAAGUUGUCUGAGGAGGGCGUGUUCGCGCGGCUGGUGAACAGCAGCGGCGUGGCGUUCCACAGCAGGUACGUGGCGCCGACGGUGCCGGCGCUGCGCAGGAGACUCGAGCGACUCAUACCGCAGCCGCGGCCGCGCUCCCCGCGGUGGGUGUCCACCUCGCUCGCGCCCGACCAGUAUCACACUAGCGUCGCUAAACUUAGUGACGUAGAAUAUCACAUCAAUAAUUUGCUUUCACCUGUACGAUUCAUCGAAGCAUUGUCGGCGGUACCGGAACGAGCUAUCGUCAUAGAAUUGGGGCCCCACGCGUUACUACAAUCCGUAUUGAAACGCGCGCUGCCUGCGCCGGCGGUUCACGUUCCAUUGUUGCGGCGCGACCACCCCUACCCGCUGCGCCACCUGCUGCAGGCGCUGGGCCGCGCGUACGUGGCCGGCGCGCAGCCGCACGUGGCCGGCCUGUACCCGCGCGUGCCCUGGCCCGUGCCGCGCUGCACGCCCGGCCUCGCCUCCAGCGUGCGCUGGGACCACUCCAUCGAGUGGGCGGUCGCCGACUGCUCCUCGACCUCCCGAUCCGGUCAAAAUAUCAUAGAAAUCGACCUCUCCCGUGCUGAAGACUCGUUUUAUGCAGGACAUCAAAUAGAUGGUCGCAUUUUAUUUCCAGCUACCGGAUAUUUGGUAUUGGUAUGGCGCACAGUGGCAAAACUUCAUAAUAAAACUAUGGAUGAAACGCCAAUCAUAAUAGAAAAUGCACAUUUCAGACAAGCUACCAUACUAAAUCGAGAAACACCAUUACGCUUUAUGGUUACCAUCCUAGAGGGCACUGGUGAAUUCAAUAUUUGCGAAGGUGAAUCUACUAUAGUGACAGGACAAGUGCGACUUGCGGAAGAUCAAGAUAUGGAAUGUCUUAUUUCAGAUGAUGACGAAUAUUCAGUAUCAGAAGUUGAUUCACUUUCUCUAGAUGAAGAAGAUAUUUACAAAGGACUACGGUUGCGCGGCUACGAAUACAGUGGCGUGUUUCGUGGCAUACGUAGUGCAGAUGAUCUUGGCGAACGUGGCCACCUUACGUGGGCAGAUAACUGGAUUUCAUUUAUGGACACAAUGUUGCAAUUCGGGAUACUACCACUGAACAGUCUGUACAUACCGACUCGGAUCAACCGUGUCACUAUAAAUCCAUUGAGACACAAGAAAGCGCUCAUUGAGGGAGAUUCACUGUCUGUGCGUAUGCAGCAUGAUAUCAACAUAGUAACAUCCGGUGGUGUCGAGUUACGUGGUCUCAAGAUGAGCCUGGCACGACGUCGCCGUAAUGUACAAGCAGCACCUAAACUUGAACGAUACCAAUUUUGUCAAUACGAUAGCGUUCAUUUGACAAACAACGAAACUCCUUCGAAAGAGGACGCACUUACAGUAUGCCUACAAAUCGCACUUCAGAACUACAAUACGAUGAAACUUAGAAUUGUCGAAGCCGCCCUAGGAGAUUCCGUUGAAACUCUACUUACGCCGCUCAUUCUGAAAACUCUCGAAACCGAACCCGAAAUACUAAUAGAAGCGAGUGUAGCUGCUGGCGCGAAUAUAUCGUUAUUUACUGCUGCCUUGAAAAGAUUCAAAGUGACAGUAACACGUAAAGAUGCGCAAGCUGGACCACCGCACGAGAUGUGCCAACUGGUGGUGGCGGCUAACUGUAUAUCGCAACACAGUGUUGAAACACUUUACCAUCUUACCGCUGCGCUUGCUAAUGACGGCAUACUCCUGCUACAAGAGCCAUGCCGGGCGCUUGACAAACUGGAUGUGGCCAAGAUAUUGGUGCAGGCCGGCCUCGUAUUGAUCGCCCGUCAGAUGACAGAUAAUUGUGAGUUGUUGCUGUUGCGACGUUCGGUUGCAUUGCCUAUUGAGCAUUUGAUCGUGGAAGUAGAUACAGACGAGUCCUUUACGUGGGUAAACUCAUUACAAAAUGCACUUGAACGCGCAAACAAGACGCCAUUACUAGUUUAUGUAGUGGCGCGCACACUGGACUCGGGUAUACUGGGACUGGGACAGUGCCUGCGCUUGGAGACAGAAGGAACUGUGCGCGUCUAUUAUCUGCCGGAUGCGCAAGAGCCUUUUGAUCCGAAGGCACCCGCCUAUGCAGCACAGGUGCAAAAGGAUCUCUUUUGCAACGUAUUGCGGGCUGGCGUGUGGGGUGCCUAUUGUCACCUGCCGCUUCUGAACGCUGGUGUGAUGGUUCAAAAGGUGGAGCACGCAUAUGUGAACACGCUAACACGCGGUGACUUGUCUGCACUGCGCUGGAUCGAGUCGCCGCUGCGUUUCGCGAAUGAGUUGCCAGUCGCACCUGAUGCCGAGCUGUGCCACGUGUACUGCGCGCCACUCAACUUUCGGGAUAUCAUGUUGGCCACCGGCAAGCUGCCACCUGACGCAUUGCCCGGGAACCUCGCGGAACAGGUAUCAGUAACUAUGUAAACUAAAAACUGUAUGACUAUAUUUCUUUAUUAUUGCCAAUUAAUUUUACUAUGUCAAAUAUUAUAAUUUAAAGUGAUAAGUAAUACCAUCACGCAG
Messenger RNA from Diatraea saccharalis (sugarcane borer), 3534 nucleotides. The record is from the annotation of a GenBank genome assembly. Lineage: Eukaryota; Metazoa; Arthropoda; Insecta; Lepidoptera; Crambidae.